AUUUAAUUCGCUAGCGUCAACAGCGCAGGUGCGUCUAAUAAUUGUUUCACAAAAGUUUUUCAGCCAGCCAUUGUUAAAGUUUUUGUAUUGAAAAUUGGAAUUUUGGAAAAAACAACAUAUUUUAACUUGAAGUUCGAAUUUAUACUAUUAAGAUGGACCCCAAUCAAAAUGUUGACAGUAGUUUUGAAGAAAAGCAACAAGAAAACGAUAGAAUUGCAAGAGGAAAUCGUCGAGGAAGAACAAGAUUUUCUGAUGCCGAUAGCGGCUCAAAAGACCGUAGUCGAGAAAGACGGAAUUGUAGAAUAUAUGUCUCUAAUAUCCCAUAUGAUUAUCGUUGGCAAGAACUAAAGGAUUUAUUCCGAAGAAUGGUCGGUAAUGUUGAAUAUGUUGAAUUAUUCAAAGAUGAAAACAAUCAACCACGUGGAUGCGGAAUAAUUGAGUUCAAGGACCCAGAAAAUGUUCAAAAAUCUUUGCAAACCAUGGAUCGAUAUGAAAUUGGUGGAAGGGAGAUAGUGGUCAAAGAAGAUCAUGGAGAAAAACGAGAUCAAUACGGUAGAAUUGUUAAGGAUGGGCAUCGUGGUUCAGGCGGAGGCGGUGGUGGUGGUGACAUGAGAGAACAUAGAGAUAAAGAAAGAUCUGGUCGUAACAUGGGUUUUGACAACGGGUCAAAUGAUUAUGACAAUUCGCCAUAUGACACCUACGGUUUAUCGAAAUCUUUUCUGGAUAAUCUUGGAAUAAAUGGACCUUUACAUUAUAAAAUUUUUGUUGCCAAUCUGGAUUAUAAGGUAGAUAAAAAGAAACUGAAAGAAGUAUUUAAAUUGGCUGGCAGAGUUCAAAAUGUUGAAUUAGCUGUUGAUAAGGAUGGCAAUAGUCGUGGUUUUGCUGUAAUUGAAUACGACCAUCCAGUUGAAGCAGUGCAAGCUAUUUCCAUGUUUGAUCGACAAUUACUUUAUGAUCGGCGCAUUACAGUACGUUUGGACCGCAUUCCUGAUAAAGGAGAAAAUAUUAAAUUACCCGAAGGAUUACACGCUGUCGGUAUGGGCCUUGGGGCUAAUGGUGAACCAUUACGCAAUGUUGCUCGAAACUUGGCUAAUAUGAAUCAGCAAAAUAUGCAAAAACAAAAUAAUAUGCAACCACCAAAUUCAAUGGACAUGCCAAUGCCGAAUACUUCCUUAAAUCAAGCUGCAUCUAUAUUAUCAGCUGUUACAGGUCAAUCUAAUGCAAAUGUACUAGGUGGAUUAUCUGCUCCAAAUUUGUCGGCAUUGACUAAUGCUCUGGAUGGUGUUAAAAACUUGUCUGUUCUAUCAAAUCCAUUAUUGGCCUCAAGCUUAUCUAAUUUGGGUUUAUUAACUGCAAAUCAAAGCAAUCCUAUGCAAGAAAAUGCAAUUCCACCAGCCCCGGAAUCUUCAAUGCAAAAUAAUUACUCAACAAGCAGUUAUAGUACAUCUUCUGGUUUUAACACCAACAGUGCGCCGAAUUAUAAUACAGAUAAAACUGUACGUCCGGAACAGUCAUUUAAUAACAUGAUGGAUAAAAAUAAUUUCCCCAACUCAUAUGGAGCUACCACUAGCCAAAUUGGUGGAAGGAAAUCUGAUACAAUUGUUAUAAAAAAUAUUCCCUUAAGUUGCACCUGGCAGACAUUGCGCGAUAAAUUCCGUGAUAUAGGAGAAGUAAGAUUUGCUGAAAUUCGUGGAAAUAAUGUUGGAGUUGUCAGAUUUUUCAAAGAAAAUGACGCUGAGCUUGCUAUAAAAUUGAUGGACGGAUCACGAAUGGAAGGAAGAACAAUAAGUGUUUCAUACUUUUAAAGCUCAAAGUUCACAGUAAAAAUACUAUUUAUCGUCUUCAGUCAAAAUUAUAGAAAAAAACAAUUUUAUUUGUGUCAAAAAAGUUUUAAUCACUUAUAAUUGUUUAUUUUUAAACAUGAUAAUACAACCUUUUAUUCAUUGUAACAUUCGAUUUGAAUUUUAUGAUCAAAUUUAAUAAUUCCAUUAAGACCGAAACAUUUAUAGCUUAAGAAAUGAUGUAGUAGUAUAAGAACUUUUCACAAAAAUAAAUUAAUUUCAAUAUUGCAAUAUUGUACUAUUAGGAAAGGCUGAAUAAAGAGGAGAUGUAAUAUUAUAAAGGGCAUGUUGCCGUCUGAAAACUAAAAAAUUAAAAAUAUGUGAGUUUCGGUUUUUAUGUCAAAACAAUGUAUAAGUAAGAAUUUAAUAAAUAUAAAAUUCAAAUAACA
Molecule: messenger RNA, 2230 nt
Organism: Condylostylus longicornis
Lineage: Eukaryota; Metazoa; Arthropoda; Insecta; Diptera; Dolichopodidae
Gene: rump
Product: myelin expression factor 2
Exons: 6
Coding region: 153-1805 (550 amino acids)
Cellular component (GO): cytoplasm; nucleus
Molecular function (GO): mRNA binding
Source: RefSeq, a predicted model, not a curated record